GCAGGCGCAGUAGCUCCAGCAGCUCACGCAGGCGCAGUAGCUCCAGCCUCACCAAAAGCAGCCAUGGCGGACGAGAUGCCGAGGGAGGGAGUGAAAACGGAGAACAACGAGCACAUCAACCUGAAGGUCGCGGGUCAGGAUGGCUCCGUCGUGCAAUUCAAGAUCAAGAGGCAUACUCCUCUUAGCAAACUCAUGAAAGCUUAUUGUGAACGGCAGGGGCUGUCGAUGAGGCAAAUACGAUUUCGUUUUGACGGACAGCCCAUCAAUGAAACAGAUACGCCAUCACAGCUAGAAAUGGAGGAUGAAGAUACGAUCGACGUGUUCCAACAGCAAACCGGAGGCGCUCCUCUUUAAAGACUGUUUCCUCCCGACAUCCCUACCUCCCCUCCUCGCCCCCCCGUCCCCCCCAACUCUGUGUUAAACCCCGUCUUCAGUCGCUCACGACCAGUGUUGAUUUCAUCCGGUGGAGAUCGUGUACGAAAUGCUGGAAGGCAUCUGGAAAAGUGAUUUUAGACUUCUGUCACACUGACAUUCAAACGUUAGCAUGUCCCAACGGUGCAGUAAGCUGUAGUGAGUCUAAUGUUCUGAAGACUUUAAAGGCCCGGCGUAAUUUUCUUUCUUUAUUUCCCAACAGUUGGAAGACAUCCAUGAUUCUUGUGGGGGGUUUUCUUUCUUUUUUUUAUAUAUACUUCUGUCACUGGGGUUCUGAUUCAGAUAAAAUGUCGUUAACUAAGCCCACGUUUCAAAUUACUGACAUCUGUUGUUGUUAUGAGAAUGUAUUGUUGGAAUAAAUUGAGGUUCUUUUUUAAAAAAA
Cololabis saira (Pacific saury) is the source of this 814-nucleotide messenger RNA. It is a transcript of the gene sumo2a, whose product is annotated as small ubiquitin like modifier 2a. The coding region runs from base 64 to 354 and encodes 96 amino acids. The record is from RefSeq and is a predicted model, not a curated record. The transcript is spliced from 4 exons. Gene Ontology annotation, biological process: protein sumoylation. Gene Ontology annotation, cellular component: nucleus. NCBI's taxonomy places the organism in Eukaryota, Metazoa, Chordata, Actinopteri, Beloniformes, Belonidae. Gene Ontology annotation, molecular function: ubiquitin-like protein ligase binding; protein tag activity.